GUAAAUUGUAAGCCGAUUCCUUCAAAUUUUAAAUAUUAACGCCGCUGACUUCUUGUUCUUCUUCCUCAAGCAAUUCCAAUGGCGAGAGAGAGAAGUGGACCGAGUAAAGUUUCUCAUGAAAGUGCCUUUGUUCUUCAUCCCAUUUUAUAUUCACAUUCACCAAACAAAUUCAAUCUGUCACCUCGUACUAUUUUCUUCCGUUUUUCUUUUCGGAAGAGGAGAAUCGGAUUUCGGUUCCGUUUGAUUUGGAACUUGAUUCUGAAAACAUCCAAGUGUGUUCAGAAAAUCGGUUCGUGAGAGGAAUCUAUGGCUGAUUGUGUGUGUUUAUUCAGAAAUUGAAAGAAAUCGAUAGGGUUUUUCCUGUUUUGGGUUAGUGAAAGGUUCACUGAUCCUACAGGAAUCAUGGCCGGUAGCUGUGGAGACGAUGUGGUUUAUAUGGCUGUGGGAAAUGAUGUAAACGAGUGCAAAUUGAAUUUGGUCUAUGCUCUAAAGCACUCAGGCGGGCGGAGGAUUUGCAUUCUUCAUGUUCAUGAGCCAGCAAAGUUGAUUCCAUUCUUGGGAACACAAUUUUUGGCAAGUUCUAUGAAAGAAAAGGAAGUAAACGCCUACCGCGAACGUGAGAGGCAGGAUGCAAAUAAGAUACUUGAUGGAUUCCUUUUCCUCUGUCACCAAGCUGGGGUUCGGGCAGAGAAACUUUAUUUUGAAUCAGACAAGAUUAAGAAGGGAAUUGUCGAGCUCGUCUCCCUUCAUGGAAUUAGGAGGCUUAUUAUGGGUGCAGCAGCGGACAAGUAUUACUCGAGAAAAAUGACAAAAAUCAGAUCGAGGAAAGCUAUGUAUGUUCACCUGAAAGCACCAGCUUUCUGUCAAAUUCAAUUUGUUUGCAACGGGCAGUUAAUUCGCACUAGGGAAGCUUGUCCACAAGAAGCUCAUGUAGAUAUCCCACCACCAUCACCUCAGUCACAGAACGUCAACGGGGCAUGUUGGAGACCAGUGGAGCCUGGCCAAUUCAAUGGGAGCAGAAUACAGAGUCCAUCAAUUGUUCUGGAAAGGCUUUCAAUUUCGAAGUUAGUUUUGAAUGAUAGUGGGACUUCGAGCCCUUCUGAGCGUUCAUAUUCACCAAGUUCAUCUAGUGGAUGUCUAGAUGCUGCAUGUUCAAGGACUGAGGAAGAUGCGUAUGGAGUAGGAUUAAAUUCACCUCUUCUGUUGAAAGAUGUCGCUCCUAACUCAUCUCCUCUCCAUUUGUUGGGAUUCCAGCAAGACGAAAGUGCUGAUGAUAUUUUAUACAUUCAACUUGAGAAAUCAAUAACCGAAGCAGCAAAUGCCAAGCGAGAAGCUUUUAGAGAGGCAGUGAAGCGAGCUCAAGCUGAAAAUGAACUUGGGAAUGCUAUUUUCAGGGCUAAAUUUUAUGAAGACUUAUAUGCUGGAGAGGCAAGAGAAAGGAAAGAUGUUGAAGAAGCGCUGUCAAAAGAAAGGGAAGAAUUUGAGAAUGUGAAGAACCAAGUAAAUAAAAUGAUGGAGGAGCUCCAAGUCUCCCAAAACAGGGGAUUAGAAUUAGAGAAUCAAAUUGCAGGAUCUGAUCAGAUGGUGAAGGAGUUGGAGCAGAAGAUUCUCUCAGCGAUAGAACUGCUGCAUAAUUACAAAAAUGAUCGAGAUGAGUUACUGAAGCAACGAGAUGAAGCACUCAAAGAAGUGGAUGACAUAAGGACAAGACAAGUAGAGGCCAGAACUAAACAUACUGCUCAAGUAUUCUCUGAGUUCUCCUUCUCAGAAAUUGCGGAAGCCACCCGGAAAUUCGAUCCCUCGCUUAAGAUUGGGGAGGGUACACAUGGAAGCAUGUAUAAAGGUCUGCUAUAUAACACUGAGGUUUGCAUAAAAAUGUUCGGUUCUCAUAACUUGCAGAACCCAGUGGAGUUUCAACGUGAGGUUGAUGCAUUGAGUAUUAUGAGACAUCCCAAUAUUGCCACGCUCAUUGGAGUCUGUCCGGAGGCUUGCAUUCUUGUUUAUGACUAUUUUCCUAAUGGAAGUCUUGAAGAUAGGCUAGCCUGUAAGGAUAAUUCUUCUCCGUUGUCAUGGAAAACUCGAAUACGGAUCGCUUCAGACUUAUGCUCAGCUCUUAUAUUCAUUCAUUCAAAUAAAAUUUGCAAGAUCAUUCACGGUGACUUGAAGCCUUUGAAUGUACUAUUAGAUGCAAAUUACGUUCCUAAACUUGCAGGAUUUGGAAGUUGUCAUUUAUUGCCUCAUGAUGAGAAGUUGAGUUACAAUGAAAAUAUAUCUGCCAAGUAUGGCGUGAAGAGCAAUCAUGAAUUUCCUCUCACGACAAAGUUGGACGUUUUUUCAUUUGGCAUGGUAUUGUUAAGUUUGUUAACUGGAAAAUCAUACUUGAGAAUGAAAGAAGACGUCCAGUUUGCCAUAGAGGAACGAAAAUUGAAAGAUGUAUUGGAUCCACGAGCGGGAGACUGGCCGUUCGUGCAGGCUGAACAGUUGGCUCAGUUGGCAUUGAGGUGCUGCAAUAGAAAUAGUAUGUACAGGCCAGACCUUGUGUCUGAUGUGUGGAGAGUACUUGAGCCAAUGAAGGCUUCUUGUGGAGGUUCGGUUUCUGUAUCCCUAAGCUUUGGGGAUCUGCAGGUGCAACCUCCUCCUUAUUUCCUAUGUCCUAUUUUUCAGGAAGUCAUGGAGGAUCCUCAUGUAGCAGCCGACGGGUUUACCUAUGAGGCAGAGGCAUUGAGAGGAUGGUUAGACAGUGGACACAACACGUCGCCGAUGACAAACCUAAGGCUCGAACACCAAAACCUCGUCCCUAACCGUGCUCUUCGUUCUGUAAUUCAAGAAUGGUUGCAUCAGCAGCAGUAGUAAGUCCAUUGAUGCUGUUUGUUUCUGUUUCUGGAUAGUUAAUGUUUUUUUUUAUCAGUGAUGAGUUCUUAAUGUUUGGAGAAUGAAUCUGCUACCAUCCUUUUGCUGUUGGGUAGCAGUAAUAUAGAAAAGGAUAUGCAUUCAAUUCCAUUCCAUUGUCAUUGCUACUUGAAACUGUGAAUAUAUGUAUAUACUCAUUUCAUUCAUUUUA
This is a messenger RNA of Cucurbita maxima (winter squash), 3061 nucleotides long. Its product is annotated as U-box domain-containing protein 33-like. The record is from RefSeq and is a predicted model, not a curated record. NCBI's taxonomy places the organism in Eukaryota, Viridiplantae, Streptophyta, Magnoliopsida, Cucurbitales, Cucurbitaceae. The transcript is spliced from 9 exons. Bases 403 to 2850 code for a protein of 815 amino acids. Gene Ontology annotation, biological process: protein phosphorylation; protein ubiquitination. Gene Ontology annotation, molecular function: protein kinase activity; ATP binding; ubiquitin-protein transferase activity.